AUGGCAAAUCCUCGAAUCGUAGAUGCAUUUACAAUUCAUCCAAUCAAUGUCGAGCCCUUGCGAAAUCGGCAAAGUCGCCGUUCGAUCAUUCGUGAAUUUGGUCUUAACACAACGGCUCAUGGUAUUCCAGGUAUUGCUCGUAGUCGAAGUACUCACAAUUGUAUGUUUUGGUCAAUUUCUACUCUAAUUUUUACCGGUAUUACGCUCUAUUUUGUGAUUGAAUCUAUUCGGGCAUAUUUUGAUUAUCUUACUCAAACGAACGUUGCUGUUGUUGUUGACUGGCCACAAUAUUUUCCAGCAUUUAGUAUUUGUAAUAGAUCACCAAUUCGAUUCGAUAAAUUCAUUGGACCAUUUUUAAACUAUACAAAUUCACAUAAUCUGACGAAUACUACUGAUAACAGCUCAAUAUCAUCUUAUCAAUCUUUAUUUCUCAUGGAAUUUGUUCAAUUCACAAUGAAUAAUAACCAACCUUUGAAAGAAUUCAUGUAUCCAUUAAGUUCAAUGUUGAUAGAAUGUAAAUAUAAUGGAUUCAAUUGUACAACGGACGAUUUUCUUACGUUUAUGUCUCCUAACUAUGGUCUCUGCUACACGUUUAAUGCAAAAGUCAAAAAUAGAACUCUACGAUAUGCAACUGAUAACGGAGGCACUGGAAAACUUGAACUUCGUCUCUAUACACAUACUCAUCAAUAUGUGCGUUUUGUCGCGGACAGCGUUGGUAUGGUUGGUAUGAUUCAUGAUAAUACUCAAAUGCCAUUGAUUGACAUAGCUGGUCUUUAUUUUGGAACAGGACGAAAACAUAAAUUAUCUUUUACAAAAAGGUCUUAUUCUAUUUUAUCAUCACCAUAUUCAAGUUGCACUGAUCAAGUUAGUUUUGCCAUGCAAGCAUUGUUCAAUAGUUCUGGUAAUGCUGACUAUGGUUAUUCACAACUCACAUGUGGUAUACUUUGUGGUCAAGCAUACGCGUAA
Rotaria sp. Silwood1 is the source of this 966-nucleotide messenger RNA. The record is from the annotation of a GenBank genome assembly. Lineage: Eukaryota; Metazoa; Rotifera; Eurotatoria; Philodinida; Philodinidae.